This is a messenger RNA of Lepidothrix coronata (blue-crowned manakin), 1368 nucleotides long. It is a transcript of the gene ATP6V1B1, whose product is annotated as ATPase H+ transporting V1 subunit B1. Gene Ontology annotation, biological process: proton transmembrane transport; ATP metabolic process. Gene Ontology annotation, molecular function: ATP binding. The coding region runs from base 1 to 1347 and encodes 448 amino acids. The transcript is spliced from 12 exons. The record is from RefSeq and is a predicted model, not a curated record. NCBI's taxonomy places the organism in Eukaryota, Metazoa, Chordata, Aves, Passeriformes, Pipridae.
AUGCGGGAGAUGGUUCGUCCCGCCUACAGGACGGUGUGUGGGGUCAACGGGCCACUCGUGGUGCUGGACAACGUGAAGUUCGCCCAGUACGCCGAGAUCGUGAACUUCACGCUGCCCAACGGCAGCACCCGCAGCGGGCAGGUGCUGGAGGUGAUGGGCUCCAAAGCCAUCGUCCAGGUGUUUGAGGGAACAUCUGGGAUCGACGCCAAGCAAACCUCCUGCGAGUUCACGGGGGACAUCCUGCGCACCCCCGUGUCCGAGGACAUGCUGGGUCGGGUGUUCAACGGCUCGGCCAAACCCAUCGACAGCGGCCCCCCGGUGAUGGCCGAGGACUUCCUGGACAUCAACGGCCAGCCCAUCAACCCCCACGGGCGGAUCUACCCCGAGGAGAUGAUCCAGACCGGGAUCUCGCCCAUCGACGUCAUGAACAGCAUCGCCCGCGGGCAGAAGAUCCCCAUCUUCUCUGCUGCCGGGCUCCCCCACAACGAGAUCGCGGCGCAGAUCUGCCGCCAGGCGGGGCUGGUGAAGAAGUCCAAGGAUGUGGUGGAUUACCACGAGGACAACUUCGCCAUCGUCUUCGCCGCCAUGGGGGUGAACAUGGAGACCGCCCGGUUCUUCAAGUCGGACUUCGAGGAGAACGGCUCCAUGGAGAACGUGUGCCUGUUCCUCAACCUGGCCAACGACCCCACGAUCGAGAGGAUCAUCACCCCCCGGCUGGCGCUCACCACGGCCGAGUUCCUGGCCUACCAGUGCGAGAAGCACGUGCUGGUGAUCCUGACCGACAUGAGCUCCUACGCCGAGGCCCUGCGGGAGGUGUCGGCAGCCCGGGAGGAGGUUCCGGGCCGGCGCGGCUUCCCGGGCUACAUGUACACCGACCUGGCCACCAUCUACGAGCGGGCGGGGCGGGUGGAGGGCAGGAACGGCUCCAUCACCCAGAUCCCCAUCCUCACCAUGCCCAACGACGGCCAACCUGGGCGGGUGGAAGGUGUCUCUGGGUGGGCUCUGAGGCCCCUCCAGGCCCCCCAUUCCCGUGUCCCGUGGCUCUCCCAGUACGCCUGCUACGCCAUCGGGAAGGACGUGCAGGCCAUGAAGGCGGUGGUGGGGGAGGAGGCUCUGUCUGCCGAUGACCUGCUGUACCUGGAGUUCCUGCACAAGUUCGAGAAGCAGUUCAUCUCCCAGGGCCCCUACGAGAACCGGAGCAUCUUCGAGUCCCUGGACCUGGGCUGGCAGCUCCUGCGCAUCUUCCCCAAGCAGCUGCUGAAGCGGAUCCCGGAGAGCAUCCUGGCCGAGUUCUACCCCCGCGAGGCCAAGGCGCCCGAGCAGGGCCCGGCGGGCACGGCCCUGUGACCCCCCGAUCCCCACGGACCA